AUAAAGAUGAUUAUUACAAUGGUCGUGAAUCGUGAUUCGUCGUGAACAUAAGUGACAUAUUUUUCGUCUGUAAAGUUGUUUUUGUUUUGUGUUGAUCCGAGAUUAGUAAGUUAUGUUAUAUUUUGAAGUCGAAAUAAAACAUUAAAGUGAUUUCGCAAGUGUUUAAAGUGCUCAAAUAUGUGAAACAUUCCGUAAGCUUAGUAUUGUGCUUUGAAUUGUAAACAAACAAAAUCAAGUGUUGCAUUAUUAUAGGGCAAGACCUAAGUUAAAGAUUGAACAAAGUACAAUGAUAUUCACUUACUAACCUAGGCCUGACAAUUUUCCCGUUUAAUAUGUUGAUGCUUUAUUUACUUUUUUAGUUAGUCGCUAGCUGACUUGGAGAACUUGUCAAGAUUCCAGUUUUAUGGGUUAGGAUUCAUGAUAUUGCUUAUGAUUCAUUCCAAUGUCCCACUUAACUGUAUAAUUGUUCGUAACUUUGUAUUAAUCAGUUCAUCAUGGAUCAAUUCGUCCCACCACUGAAAGCCACCUACAAUUACAAUGUUAGCCAAAACAACAUGACAGAUACUUUAAACAAUGCAUCAGAACCAGGUUAUGGCAAAAUUGGGAUAACCUCCAAAACUGCUGACAGCCAAGGUCCUGGUAGGUCUAAAUCUAACGGGUUUCUAUCCAAUAGUAAUGGACUUUCACCUUAUGAAACUUCAAGAUCUCUUCCUUCAAGUAUUACUAAUUCACCUAAUCGUACUGUAGGAUAUGUGGAUAAAAACAGGCAGGCAGAGUUGAAAAAUAGGGCACCAGGUGCUAUUGAAAGUAUAGCUAAUGAGGGUUCUGGUCCUCCUAAAAUGCAACAGUCUUCUGACUAUAAAUUUUACGAAAGAGGAAACAUCAUUGCUGCAUCUAAAUAUGCAACACCUAAACCAGUCGAAAAUAUAACAUCAAACUUAUCUAAUAUGGGUAUUAGUGAUAAAACGCUACCUGAACACCAACCACGAGUAGCGGUUGCACAAUCACAUGUUUUCCUGGGAAACCACAAUGGUGCGACUCAAAAUGUCAUUGAUCACAAUAAAUAUUACAGUUCCUCUUUUAUGAUAAAACCAGGUGCCCCAAGUCCUACACAUAGCCACAGCGGAUCAAGCAGGGAAUCAAAUAGCCCCAGAACUAGUAUUACAGGAAUUCCGAAUUAUGAUUAUUCAAAGAAUUCACCACUCUACGAAAACAUUGACUACUAUAAUCACAGAGCGGCCCCCCAAGCCCCUCCGUAUUAUCAUCAACUACCACCAACACAUUCCAGUUCUUAUUCCAAUCACAGUUCUCAGGAUUCCAAACAUUCCAGCCCUAGAACUAGCUACAUAAGUGUAGAAAAUAACAGUAACUUUAAAUAUGAAACAAACUACAAAAAAGCUCAACCUCAGGUGCCUGUGGGCAACAAGUACAGCAACCCUAACUCUUUACCAAAUAAAGAGAGUCCUCCAUAUGAAGCGCCUCCUGUUUAUGAGAAUAUCCAAGAUCUAAAUAAGCUUCAAGGUUACGAGUCUUCCAAACCUGGGCCUCAAGUUCCCACACACACAGAGCAACGACCAAUUUCUCACAACGCUGCUAACAUGCCUCCAUCUUACCCAAUGUACAACCCGAUGCAACAAACUAACAUUGUACCUGGUAUUUGUCAACCUUAUCCAGUUCCAUCAAACGCUAAUGCCAGUGCUUCUAACGUUCCUCAACAAUACCAUCCACAAUCAAACAUUAGUAUCACACACUCAUCUCAGCAAUAUACCCCUGCGACAUUUCAGAAACAAGUGAACCCUAGCGCACAAAUUAUUAACAGCUAUGAUCAGAGACACCAUUCUGGAUUACCGAAUCCAGUCAUAUCUAAAGCGAUUUCCACCACACCAUCAACAAUGGGACAAACAUCAGUAGCAACAAGCAACCAAUGCUCGGUCAUGUCUGGGAUUGCGGGUUCUGCUAGCCCGGUCCCGAGAGACUCCUCACCCAGCCCUACAUUGUCAGCUAAAAUGAAGGCUAUUCCUGGAAGUGGAAAGAACUUACUACCCUAUAAUGUCACACCACCUCGUUCGCAGGGUCCUACUGAAGCGGAACGUAAGAUUGAAGAACUCACAAGACAGCUUGAAGAAGAAAUGGAAAAGCAAGAAGAAGAAGGGGAAUAUUUUGGUAUCUGUCACACCUGUGGAGAGAAGGUGACAGGUGCAGGACAGGCGUGUCAGGCGAUGGGCAACCUAUAUCACACAAACUGCUUCAUCUGUUGCUCUUGUGGUAGAGCUCUCAGAGGCAAGGCUUUCUACAACGUACAUGGCCGAGUUUACUGCGAAGAGGAUUACCUGUAUUCGGGCUUUCAACAAACAGCAGAGAAGUGUGCCAUCUGUGGACAUCUCAUCAUGGAAAUGAUUCUUCAAGCUAUGGGGAAGUCGUACCAUCCUGGCUGUUUCCGAUGUUGUAUGUGCAACGAAUGUCUUGACGGCGUUCCCUUCACUGUUGACGUUGACAACAAAAUCUACUGUGUCAAUGACUAUCACAGAAUGUUUGCUCCGAAGUGUGCAGCUUGCGGGAAGGGAAUAACACCUGUGGAGGGAACAGAAGAAACAGUCAGAGUUGUUUCAAUGGACAAAGACUUCCAUGUCGACUGCUACAUAUGUGAGGAGUGUGGCAUGCAGCUGACAGAUGAGCCAGACAAGAGAUGUUACCCUCUGGACGGCCACCUCAUGUGUAGGUCCUGUCACGUCUCUCACCUCAACCACCACCCUCGGACACUACAGAGCGUUUCAGCAAGCUACCAGUACAUGAGUUAAGGAAAAUGCAAAAUAAUUUAAACCGGUUUAUUUAAAAAAAGUUUUAAUUUAGGAUAUAUUUUGUAACAUAUGUAGUUUUUAUUUUACUGUCAUGAACACAUUUUUAGCCUAUGUUGUUUGUAAUUUAUUUAAUUUAUAAUUGUACAUUUACAAUUCUCUAUUGACACUAUUUUUAAUCGGUAUAUAGACAUUUGUUGAAACUUUGUUGUGUAUUUAAUGAUUUUAAGAAAGUUAAAAAGAAAAUAAGUAUUUGGUAUUAUAUGGACUAUUUACAUUUUUUUAUGUUAUUGGUCAAGGUCUCGUGCUUCAUAAUUCCAGUCCAUCAUACGAGGGUCGUUUUUUUUAAGUGAGGGCCGUUUGUACGUACAGCUCCUCAGUUUGUGUAUCCAGCAUGUGGCUGGAGAUUAAAUACUUUUACAAAUUUUCUAGACACACAAUAAAGUGUACAUGUCAGCUACAGAGCUGCAAAUGGUGCCAUUCUGUUUACAGAUGAUGCCAGUAAGCCAAGGCCCCACUAGAAAAACAGGCCAUGCUGCAGGAUCCAUGACGUCACACUUAGUGGAUAGAUUUCAUUGAUAAAUUCAUUGCCAUCGCCAUAUGUUUUAGUUUUAGGUAAAUAAACCAGCUGGCUGUUUGUAAGAUUUUAAUGGUAAGAGUUUAGUACAACUAUCCACCACUGUGGCGUAGUGUUGCGCUGCCUGUACUGCAGCAUAGCCUGUUUUUUACUAGUGGUGCCUUGAGUAAGCCCAGAUGAUGACCCUUGUUGCAAAAACUGGCCUUAUUUAAAAACACCCCUCGUAAAUAAUCUAUGGCUGUUUCAUGUUUUGGAUCUUGCAGUUUUCACAAUAUGGACUGAUAUGCACUUAGUAGACUGAUUUUAUUACAUAAAUAAGCUUAUCCGAAGAAAACACAAUUAUAUAUUUAGAUGUUUGUUAUCCUUUUUUCACCCAAUUUCUUUUGAUAAUAUUUGUACAGUAUUAUUGCACAUUUUAAACAUAUUUAACAUAAUAAUAACAGCAGCAAUUGUUUUUGGGUGGGUAUUAAAUGGUGUGCACAAACUUGCAAAACAGCAAUCCAUUUUGUUCAGUAUUUAUUUAGUUUUAGUAUAAUAUAUUCAUUUAAUGUAUUAUUCAUGAUACCCACCUCUAAUGUCUGAGAAUACAAACAAAUUUUUCCUCAAGUAAAGACCCUCAUAACCCUUCUUAAUAGGUAAAAUAGGUUACUUCAAUUUAAUUUAACAUUGUUAAAUUUUAAUAAGUAAAUUAUAAAUAAUGAUAAUAAUACGUACACACAUACAUACAUAAUACACAUAAUAAUACAUAAUAAAUACAUAAUAAUAAUACAAAGCUAUAAUGUGUAAUAGGUUUGACCGUUGACUAUAAGGUUGAUGGUUUAACUUCUGUACUAAAGAAUUGGUGUUUUACAAAUGUAAAUACCUGCAUUCAUGCAAUCAAUGUGUUGCUAAAUUGCGACCGGUUUCAACUCGCGUAGGAGCCAUCGUCGGGCCAGUAUAGAUGUCUUCUCGCUUCAUUCAAAGGUUAUAAUUUUAUAUUAAAUAAAUACAUUUAACACGCACACGUACAUGAACAUAAAAACAAACAUUUAUGGUUAAAACGAAGGGCAAUACUAUAACGGUAAUGGGACACGACGUGAUCGGGCUGGCCCGAUGUUGACUCCUAUGUGAGUCGAAAACCGGUUGCAAUUUAGUAACACAUUGAUUGCAUAAAUACAGGUAUUCACACCAAUCCCAUAGUAUUUAAAUGCGAUCAGGAGGCUAAAAUUCAAUAUACUGUAAUAACUUCUGU
This is a messenger RNA of Macrosteles quadrilineatus (aster leafhopper), 4603 nucleotides long. RefSeq names its product LIM domain-containing protein jub (gene jub). Gene Ontology annotation, molecular function: transcription corepressor activity. NCBI's taxonomy places the organism in Eukaryota, Metazoa, Arthropoda, Insecta, Hemiptera, Cicadellidae. The record is from RefSeq and is a predicted model, not a curated record. Gene Ontology annotation, cellular component: transcription regulator complex; adherens junction; P-body. Bases 495 to 2798 code for a protein of 767 amino acids. Gene Ontology annotation, biological process: cytoskeleton organization; response to hypoxia; regulation of DNA-templated transcription. The transcript has 9 exons.